Molecule: messenger RNA, 1954 nt
Organism: Anarrhichthys ocellatus (wolf-eel)
Lineage: Eukaryota; Metazoa; Chordata; Actinopteri; Perciformes; Anarhichadidae
Product: plexin-C1-like
Exons: 9
Coding region: 77-1372 (431 amino acids)
Biological process (GO): regulation of cell shape; negative regulation of cell adhesion; regulation of cell migration
Cellular component (GO): semaphorin receptor complex; plasma membrane
Molecular function (GO): semaphorin receptor activity
Source: RefSeq, a predicted model, not a curated record
AAAUGUCUGGCAGUGGUCAUGUUUUAUCAUCAGGAAACAUGAUGCAGUAUUACGAUCAUGUGAUCUUUGUGUCAUUAUGAUUCACCUUUUAUCAACAGGUGAUCACAUUUGUUUUCUCUUCAGGUGUCGGCGGUGUAUCGAUGCUGGAUGUGGCUGGAGCAAAAGCGGCUGUUCCUGGGCAGAUGGAGGAGUGGAGGAUGACGUUUGCCAGAUGAUGGAGUCAGGGAUGAACUUUUUUAAACCGGAGAUCUCCUCCAUCACUCCCAGCGUCGUGUCUUUCUACGGCAGAAACCAUGCAGUGUUGUCGGGUUACAACCUCAGUGACGUGACCAGAGUGAGGAUCCAGGCGGACAUGGACUGCACUCCACACGAGUCUCCUGUAUGGAACCACACUGGUGUGACACUAACGUUCCACAUCCCCAGUGCCGAUACUAAAGGCACGGUCAACGCAUGUGUUCUCCUCCCAGACGGUAGUUGCCAUGGCAAUGUUAAAAUCAUCUACCAGUCAUCCCCGUCCUGCACCAACAUUGUACCAAAGAGCAGCUGGAUCAGUGGGAAGAGGAAGAUCACACUCAUGGGAUCCCACCUGGACUUUGUGGAAGGGGUCAUGCACAACCACGUCCUGCAGGAGGUCAGCCCUCCCCGAAACACAAACGAUCAGAAUCUCACCUAUGACACACCUGCAGCUGACAAAAAGGUUUCGAGCAGCACUUUGUUUCUGAAAGUAGCUAAUGAAACCUUGGCCUGCUCCAUAACGAUAAACUACUAUCCAGACCCCGAGUUCACUAGCUUCACCUCCACAAGGAUGGGGAACGAUGUCCGCAUCACCUUACAGAAAAAGCCAGACAAACUGGAGAUGACCCCAGCAGAGUUGUCGGUGUGGGGCGUUAAGGAAGGAAACCAAUACCCCUGCAUCAUGGAAGCCAAAGAAACCAGUAAUGAGAUGGACUUUUUCAUCUGUGAGAUUCAAAGCUCAAAGACGAUCAACGCUGAAUUUCAGCAGUUAUUGAUCAUGUAUGGGGACCAGACGGUAACACUGAACUUGAAAUCUUCAUUGCAGCUGUACCUGCUUCUUUUCCUUCUGCUGAUACCCUUCAUUAUGUUUGCGGUGUUUCUCGUCUACCGAAGCCAACAGAAGAAGCUCACGGCUAAGAUGAACAAGCAUAUGGAAGACCUGGAGCUCGACAUCAGGAAUGACAUUAGACAAGGUCAGUCUUUUGAAGCCACCCCUGUAGCAUCAUCCACUUCUCUGCUAUACAUCCGUAUACUCCGUAAACCAAAAAGGGCUGCUCCAACCAGAAUGAUGAUUUGCAUGAGCGUUAAGGUGGCAGUUGUACACGUAGCCAUAUUGGGCGACCAUGUAAAUACCUAAGGUAUUGGGUGGUAUCUGAACUAAAACUCAGGUAUUGUAUCACCACUAUUAAAACAUUUCUAUACACUACUGUAGUCGAGGGCAUGCAGAUCCCCAUCAAAGAGUUGUGAGCAUAGAGUCGCGAUGGUUUUUAGCCCUCUGUAUGACGACGUUAGUCAGCCCACGGCUUCGGUCCAGACUAAAAUAUCUCAACAGCUACUAGAUUAGACCAUCAGAUUGUCAUUGCAUUUUCUACAGACAUUCAUGGUCCCAAGAGGAUGAGUCCAACUCACUGGUGACACCCAAUGCUGCAUUUCAGCACUUAAAAGAAAUGUUGUUCAUUCAGACUGCACCAAUUUUGACAGUACUUUUCAGAAAUACAACCUAAACUUUACUGUGAUUGUAGACAGGACAUUGGUGGAUCAUAGCACCAGAUAACAGUAUGUGACCACAAGAUCCUCAGAAGUAUAUUAGUUUUCAUGCAAUGGCUUUCAAAUUUUGAUCUUUACUUGAAAGUACUAAUCAUACACAAAGUAAAUACAUUUUUGACUCUCUUCUCUGGUCAGACGUCUCACUUUAAAAUUCCUAUUUAACAGCGGUGCC